Messenger RNA from Medicago truncatula (barrel medic), 2492 nucleotides. RefSeq names its product probable trehalose-phosphate phosphatase G. The transcript has 13 exons. Gene Ontology annotation, molecular function: trehalose-phosphatase activity. Bases 1063 to 2238 code for a protein of 391 amino acids. The record is from RefSeq and is a predicted model, not a curated record. NCBI's taxonomy places the organism in Eukaryota, Viridiplantae, Streptophyta, Magnoliopsida, Fabales, Fabaceae. Gene Ontology annotation, biological process: trehalose biosynthetic process.
UAAAAUAUGAGCUGUCAGAUCUUUAUCUUAUGGAUGAAAUGUCUAGUAGGCCCGAUUUUCCUAAAUGUAGAAAAAUCCCGGUCCACAUUGAACCUGUGUUUUUAACUCUACACUUGCAUAAGUUUUUAUUUCAUUUCUUUAUCAGAUGUUACCAUAAACAAUUAAUCAUUAAUAUAUUUUUGCAUUUAGUGCAUUUGUUCUUAUGCAACAAUGAAUACAUAAAUAAUGCUCCUUAGCAAAUUUUUAAAAUGCUUAAAUAACUGACAAUGUUACUAGAUGAAAGUAUUUUAUGCACUCAGGGUUAUCUGAAUCAGAUCUUCUGAAACAAUAUAAAAUGAUCCAUUGCAUAUCUUUGGAUUAUUUGGAUUCAUUAGUCAGGAAAAUCACGCGUUCAUGCAGUUGGAAACGUGAAAUGAAUUCAAAGGAAUCAUAUUUUUAAUUGCGUGAAUCUAAGUUUAAACAGUUACGCAAAAUACGAGUCGUUUUUAUCUUUAUGCAAAUAUUCUGUCUUACGAACAACUAAUUGAGUGCGCGUUUAUCAUGAUAACCCUGAAAAAUCUGUAACCGUCUUCCUUUCCGAUCAAUUUAUCUAUGCGUGUUUUAUUUUGAACUUGAUUUAUACGUUAUCAUGAAUUAUGUUCCUUGUUAUAUACUUAUUUGUUUAUUUCACCCUAUAAAUUGCUUAGAAAUUUUCAAGUUUCAGCAUAGCAGAAAAAAUAUAUCCAUCAUCAAUAUUUCUCUAUUGCUUUGAAAAUCUAAAGUGCUGUAAUUAUCACUCUAAACUCGGAAGAAUUAUACUACUAAUAUCAUCCCUUGGUACGAAAUGCAAUGCGAUAUAUGAUAAGGGAAAGUCGUGUUCGAUGGACUACUCACACAAUAGAAGUGUCAAUAAAACAUUAAAGCGUUGGUUUUUCAUUGACAAAAGAGUUGGUUAAGCUAAAGAUUCGUAUAAAUCAGUUCUGUUCAUCGACAAAACUCAUCAUAACAUUGAACACAAACUUUUUUUUUUUGCCUCUGUUCAUACAUAGUUACAUACCCUUUUAAGUAGUUUAGUUAGGUGAAAUGGAUUUGCAGCCUUCUCAUGCUUCUCCAAUUCUUACUGAUCCUGUCAGCAAGUCAAGGCUUGGAAUCCAUUCUAGUUUGUUAGCUUAUUCCCAACAAGAUUCACCGCUAUCUCCCGGGAAGUAUACAAAAUCCAAUUCAAAGAAAAAUAUGGGAAGUCUCGAUGAUGUUAGGUCUAAUGGUUGGUUGGAUGCUAUGAAGGCAUCUUCGCCUCCAAGGAAGAAAUCGGUACUCAAAGGUUCGAGCGCUCUGGUUGCUUCAAUUGACUUUGACAUGGAAGAUUAUAAUUUAUGGAUGCUGGAAUAUCCUUCAGCACUAGGCGCUUUUGAGAAAAUCAUCGACCAUGCAAAGAAUAAGAAGAUUGCAAUGUUUCUCGAUUAUGAUGGCACACUUUCACCUAUAGUAGAGGAUCCAGAUUGCGCUUUUAUGACUGAACCUAUGCGAACAACGGUGAGAAGAGUGGCAAAGUGUUUCCCUACGGCAAUCAUUAGUGGAAGAAGUCGCGACAAGGUUUUCGAUUUAGUUAAACUAACAGAACUCUACUAUGCCGGUAGUCAUGGGAUGGACAUUAUUGGCCCUGUUAGUGACACUUUGCAUGAAAACCAUCCAGAUUGUGUCAAGUCUACUGAUGAUCAGGGAAAUGAGAUUACUCUCUUUCAACCAGCGAAAGAAUUCCUUCCUAUGAUUGAUGAGGUUUUUAGAACCCUCAUCGAUAUUACCAAAGACAUCGAAGGCGCAAAAGUUGAGAAUCACAAGUUUUGCGUUUCUGUACAUUACCGUAAUGUAGAAGAGAAUAAUUGGACAGUGAUUGCUCAACGUGUCCAUGAUAUUUUGAAAAAUUACCCUCGUUUACGUUCAACUCAUGGAAGGAAGGUUUUAGAAAUCCGUCCUGUAAUUGACUGGAACAAGGGAAAAGCUGUUGAAUUUUUACUUGAAUCUCUCGGGUUAACCGAUAUGAAUGAUGUGCUUCCUAUCUACAUUGGAGAUGAUAAAACAGAUGAAGACGCAUUCAAGGUGCUGCGGGAGAGCAAUCGAGGUUGUGGAAUAUUGGUUUCAUCAGUGAGAAAAGAUAGCAAUGCUUUAUACUCUCUCCGAGACACCUCUGAGGUUAUGAGAUUUCUCCAACGUUUGGUGAAUUGGAAGAGGAAGCAAGAAAGAAAGCAUGGGAAGAAAUGAACUUUAUAUGAUUGCUAUAUAUUGUUCACAUUGGUUGUAAUUGAUGAUUUCCUCCGGUUUCAUUUCUUCUUAUAAGUUUUUUUAGCGACUUUUUAGUAAGUUAUUAUGAAUGGGAAUUGGGAGCAAUUGGAUUCUGUAGAAUUUUGGGAUAUUGUCCUACAUAUCAUGAUAUUAUUGCCAUCUUAUGCCUUGUUCUAAUGGGUUAAAUAUAUUUAUUUUGGAUUGAAUGGAUUGGAUUAUACCAGUUGUUCUAA